GAAAAAGUAGAUUCGGUAGAGUGCACUUGACCUUUGGAUCUCCAAGUGAAAGCAAAUCAGGAACAAGAAGACGGAAGAAUCUAAAAAAUAUCAACGAAAUUCCCAUGAAUAUCGCUGAAGAUAAUUACUGGUGCUUUAACGCGAAUGAAUGAUGGCUCCUAAAAUUAAUAGACAUGAAUGCAUGUAGCUUUGAAUAAUUAACUAACCUGCUCAAUAAUGGACUUGCAAUUGUCUAUUAGUUCAGCAAUCUCAAUAUCCGUAAUUCCAUUCAGAUGAUUGUAUUUGAGAAUCCAAGAGGCAAUUCGUCGAACUAACUGCAAAUUAAUAGUUGUCGACGUCAUGGACAGACAGACUUGGACGAAUUCAAAGGACAGCUCCUCCACAGUUUUCAAUGUCUGAUCGAAGUAAACGCAAACCCAAAGCUGCACUUCAAAUUAUUUUUAACCAUUUACAAUGGGAGAAAAAGGUUCCAGCGAGCGGAAAUGUUGAUAAUGGUCAAAUUUCUCCAAAAUCACCAUCGUCACCCGCUACUUCUCAAGCUACUACACCUUCUGAGCAAUGUGUGCCAGAAGCAAAAGUCGUUGAAAAGGAUGAAGAAACAGAAAAAGAUGUUGCCAAUAUAACAAUUCGAAAUUCUCGUAGCAGACAGAAGAAACUCCGUCCAAAGGUAAUUCCUCCAAAAACGAAUGAAAGUAUUGCGGAGUCAACAGGCUGUGCUGAGUCAACAACAAAAACACCUAAAAAGUCAUCUGUUACUCCUCAAGCUACUACACCUUCUGAGCAAAAAGCAAGAAAAUCCUCUCCUAAAAAGCCAGAAGAGCCUAUUCCACAAAAUUCCGUCCAACCAACAACACCAAAAAUGAAGAAAAUGUUUACUAAUUCAUUGAUAAAGGCCAAAAACAAUCAAAAAAUAAACAAUGGCAAAAAAGCACAUCCAAGGGUGACUGCUCCAUUAGCAGAUGAUGCUAAAAUUAUUGAACGUUUUGUUGUUAAACCAGUAAAGAAAACGCCUCCUCAAAAGCCAAGAGAGCCUCUUCCUCCACAUUCUAUUCCAACAAAAACACCUAGAGUACAGAGAGUGCUCAACAGUUCAGAGUUUAUCUCUCCAUUCUUUACUAAGGCAUAUGCAUUUAGCAAUCAUUUUAAAUGUUAUUUUUACGUUGAUGAUUUGCGUUUUUGCUGUACAGAACAAUUUUAUAUGUAUUACAAAGCUGUUGUUUUUGGCGAUACAGAAAGUGCUAAUCAAAUAAUGGAAAUGACUGAAGCUCGAGACAUGAAACGUGUUGGUUCAUAUAUUCGACUAUUUAAUACUGAAAAGUGGAGAAAUAUAUCGAUUCUAGUAAUGACUAUUUGCAAUAUGGAAAAAUAUAAACAAAAUGUGGAUUUGAGAAGAUUACUUUUUGAGACUGGCGACACUCUUUUAGUUGAAGCAACUUCACAAGAUCUUUAUUGGGGAGCAGGAGUUGAUGUCGAUUCAUCAUCUAUCCGUGAUAAAACACAUUGGCCAGGUAAAAAUGUCCUUGGAAGAAUUUUAACGCGAAUUCGAGAUGUCCUUAAAUCUAAAAAAGAAUAUUUGCAUGAAUGGGAAGAAGUAAAUCGGCGGCAAACUAUUUGA
Molecule: messenger RNA, 1615 nt
Organism: Meloidogyne enterolobii
Lineage: Eukaryota; Metazoa; Nematoda; Chromadorea; Rhabditida; Meloidogynidae
Source: the annotation of a GenBank genome assembly